AUGGAAGGUAGACAAGGUAGAAGCAGAGGUGGUGGCAGUUGGAAAAGAGGUGGCCAUGGUGGAAACGACGGCGAUAGGUUUGGCGGUGAUCGCAGAGGCAGAGGAGGUCACUACCGCGGGCGUGGAAAAAGAGAUCACGGCCGUGGUCGCGGACGUACGGGAGAUGCACACGCAACAGAAUUCCUGCACCGGAACCAAGUUGAAGAGGGUGACUUUCAUGAAGAGGGUCAAAAUCUAGUUUUCUCAAGGAGGAAACUGGAGUCAAACUGGGACCGUUAUGAAGACUCGGAGAAGGAGGAAACCCCCGAGGACAUCCCAACUAUCAGGGGAACUGAUUACCACGUCCUUCUGGGUUCCGCAGGAGAUUGCUUCACUCAAUUCCGCUUUUCUGAAGAGAGAGACUGGGAGAAGGAAACCUUUUCAUCUAGUCAGAUGUCUACUAUGUUUGUGGACCUCCAAGCAUUGGCCCAGAGCCUUGAACAAGUGCCUCUUCACCAGAGACUCAACUUGGAAGCUGAGCUAGUUCAGGUUUCGACGCCAGUGAACCUGCCCGCAAUAAUUGCAGCCCCUAAACAGGAGAUGCCGAAGCUGUCCUCGUUCACUUCUCCGUCAGUAGCUUCAAAAGUCCCCAGCACCACUCCUAAUAUCACCAAGACGUUAAGCCUCGCUGCCAGCUCUGACUUUCAGCCUCCCUCGAGUGCCGUAACCCCCUCGGCGGACGACGUGGAUGAAGAGCUGGACCAGCUGCUCACUUUAGCGAAACCACUGUGUCCUAUCUCAAGAGGCCAGUCUGUCAGCGUUGAGAGCACUGGUGUGCUGAAAGAGUUCGACACAGCUACGGAAGUGCCAAUAAAAGAGGAGGCCCAAGACGACCAAGUUGCACCUACUGAGUCUGCUUCUGUCAGGAAGGAAAUGACUGAGGAGGAUCUGGAGGACUGGUUGGAUAGCAUGAUCUCUUGA
Molecule: messenger RNA, 960 nt
Organism: Nerophis lumbriciformis (worm pipefish)
Lineage: Eukaryota; Metazoa; Chordata; Actinopteri; Syngnathiformes; Syngnathidae
Source: RefSeq, a predicted model, not a curated record